AUGGACCGAUCGGACGAUUCAGCGGAGGUGACAGAACCUCUUAUUAGCCCAACGACUCGCAGUAACCCAGGAGGAGUGUCGGAACGAGCCAAAGCAAUCCUCAGUUUAGCGCCCUAUGCACUGUGGGUGUUCCCUCCGCUUGGGAUUAUCGCUGGCCUUUUUCAUUGGGAGCCAUGGCUUGUUUUGAUCUUGAACAUCAUCGCGAUUAUCCCGCUCUCUUCUUUGGUUUCCUCAGCCUCGGACGCCCUGUCUGAUCACCUUGGAGAAUUGGCCGGUGGAGCAGUGAACGCGACGGUCGGCAAUGCGGUGGAAUUGACGACCAGUGUGUUGGGCCUUAGCCAUGGCGAGAUAGUAUUUGCGCAGUCCGUCAUGAUAGGGAGUAUCCUGUCAGACGUUCUGUUGAUUCUCGGAGCCUGUUUGGUAUCGGCUUCGUACAACAAGGACGUUCAGUCCUUCAAUCCUGCCGUGGUGCACUCGCUAUCCUCAUUGAUGAUGAUCACGGUGGUGACCAUCAUCCUCCCGACAGCGCUCUACUCGAUUUUCCCUAAGACCAAUCUCGACGACAAAAUCUUAUCAUUUUCUCGUAGCACCGCUGUCAUCCUCCUUGCUCUUUACUUUGGAUACCUUUACUUCCACUUAUCCACUCACCGACAUCUCUUUGAAUCAGAAGACGAAGAUGACGAACCAGACAACACUGAAAGUUCCCCUACCCCAAGCCCCAGCUACAUCGCCUCGACCGUCAAACUGGCCUUUGCCACCCUCGGGACCGUCUUCUGCAGCUACCUCGUCUUCGACAGCAUCGAAGGAACCGUCGCAACCACAGGGAUCACAAGAACCUUCAUCGGGGCCGUUCUCAUCCCGGUGGCAAGUAACAGUCCCGAAGGGACCGCGGUCAUCAUGGCCGUCCAAGGCGGCCAGGCAAAUUUCGCCGUCGGCGUCAUCGUCGACAGUAUUCUCCAGAUCGGCUUGUUCAUGAUCCCUGUUCUAGUCAUCUUGGGAUGGUUCCUCAACCAGCCCAUGUCCCUGGAUUUCGAGGAUUGGCACACGGCCAUCCUUUUUCUGUCCGCGCUUGUCGUCGAUCAGCUGCUUCAGGACGGAAAGUAUACCUACGCCCAAGGGAUCAUGUUGAUUGCUUUGUAUGCUGUUUUCGUCACCACCAUCUACCAGUUUGGGAUGUAG
Aspergillus pseudoviridinutans is the source of this 1179-nucleotide messenger RNA. RefSeq lists its product as uncharacterized. Lineage: Eukaryota; Fungi; Ascomycota; Eurotiomycetes; Eurotiales; Aspergillaceae. Gene Ontology annotation, molecular function: calcium:proton antiporter activity. The coding region runs from base 1 to 1179 and encodes 392 amino acids. The record is from RefSeq and is a predicted model, not a curated record. The transcript is spliced from 4 exons. Gene Ontology annotation, cellular component: fungal-type vacuole membrane. Gene Ontology annotation, biological process: intracellular calcium ion homeostasis; calcium ion transmembrane transport.